Carassius gibelio (silver crucian carp) is the source of this 973-nucleotide messenger RNA. RefSeq names its product calmodulin regulator protein PCP4. Gene Ontology annotation, molecular function: calmodulin binding; calcium ion binding. The transcript has 3 exons. Bases 139 to 330 code for a protein of 63 amino acids. Gene Ontology annotation, cellular component: cytoplasm. The record is from RefSeq and is a predicted model, not a curated record. Lineage: Eukaryota; Metazoa; Chordata; Actinopteri; Cypriniformes; Cyprinidae.
UGACAUGAAAGGGAGUUGGAGCUCCAAGUAUAAAACUCCAAGCAGGCGCACAAACCCACGCAGCGCGCGGACUGAAGGACUGCAUCACUGCUGCUCUUCUGCCGAAUCCACCCUUCAUCAUCAUACUCAUUAUCCAGCAUGAGUGAGAGACAAGAAUCCGGAUCAGCUGGAAACCUCAAACCCUCAGGUGGACAAGACCCCUCCAAGAAGGACGUCCCAGCUGAGGACAUUGACAUCGACAUGGGUGCCCCUGAGACGGAGAAGGCAGCCGUCGCCAUCCAAUCACAGUUCAGAAAGUUCCAGAAGAAGAAGCAAGCGGUGAAAUCAUAGUUGUGCCCAUGCAGGGCAUCCCUGGCCCGGCGCGGGUCCAAUGGUUCCAUUAGGGCAGGGAGUUGCAUGUCAGAUAAACUGCACUGUUCUCGGGUGGGGGGGUCAUGGGUUGACUGGGGAUGUGGGUGGGGCCAGAUGAGAGGUGAAGAGGCAAUUUGCCUUUUGCUAUCAUAUGUGAGGAUUAAAAUGUGAUAUUCUGGUUGCCACUAGUACAUAGAUUUUUUCAGAACAAUACUUUCCUUUGAUAAUAGUUUUGUUAUUUUUUUUGAUAAAUACGAACAGAUCCAUCAUUAAUGUCAAAGUGUUUGAAAAUAUCCACCUUAAAGUGUUAACCAAUUGUGUGACAGUAUUUCCUCUGUUUAAGACCAGAAACCAGGGGUAUUUAUGGUCAAAUGAUCAAGAAUGUUGCUCAAGGAAAUAUCCUGAAUGGCAUCUUAUUAAGAUUCACUCAGACUUAUUUAAUCUUUCACCUAUGUUGUGUUUUUUGUCUGUUUAGAUGAACUGAUAUUGUGUUUGUGGUUUAUCAUUGUUUAUCAUUAACCAAGUCAGUGUUUUUGUCAGAAAGCAGUAUAUUGUACUAUUCCUGAAACAAACAGUUGGAAGUAAUCGUAUGUGAACUCAAUAAAUAUUGGGAUGACCUCAA